Molecule: messenger RNA, 3911 nt
Organism: Zophobas morio
Lineage: Eukaryota; Metazoa; Arthropoda; Insecta; Coleoptera; Tenebrionidae
Product: ATP-binding cassette sub-family C member 4-like
Exons: 8
Coding region: 59-3901 (1280 amino acids)
Biological process (GO): transmembrane transport
Cellular component (GO): membrane
Molecular function (GO): ATP hydrolysis activity; ABC-type transporter activity; ATP binding
Source: RefSeq, a predicted model, not a curated record
AUAAAUUUGUGUUAAUAUGUAAAACAGACAAGACUUUAUAAGUUUUUAGUGUCAAAAAAUGGAAGACAGGGAACUAAUGGAAACUACCGAAACUAAACUUAGAAAACACACUAUAGGAAAGACCAAUAUUAUAGCAUCAAUACCAUUUUUUUGGCAAGUACCUAUAAUUCUGAAAGGUUGGAAGCAAGAGCUAACAGAAGAAGAUCUUUGUAUACCACUGAAAGAAUAUGACUCUAAACGAUUAGGAGACAAGUUAGAACGUAUCUGGCAAGACGAAGAAAGGUUUUCUAAAAACCCGUCACUAACCACAGCGCUAUGGAAACUAGUGCGAAAAGAAUUCGUGAUUUAUGGGUUCUUGUUGUUUAUAUUUACAGUAACCUCCGUUACCAUACAGCCAUUCUGCUUAAAGAAAAUUUUAGAUUACCAUACACCCAAUCAAACUGACGUAUCUCUAAGAGAAGCCUACAUAUAUGCUGCAAUUACUGUCGCAACAAUUUUCCUACUUAUGAUUAUAAGUCACUGGACCUUAUUACAACUCACACUUCUAGGGUUAAAGAUCCGAAUAGCUUGUUCUUCACUGAUUUAUCGUAGAGCUUUGAAACUAAAACAAAGUUCUUUAGAGAAAGUGCCGGUAGGUCACGUCAUUAACUUGUUGUCAAAUGAUGUCAACAGAUUUGAGACAAGUGUGACAUUUCUUCCCAGCAUUUGGAUAGUACCUGUUAAUAUAGUAAUAGUAACUGGUUUUCUGGAUUUCACUCUUGGUCAUACAGCCAUUUGUGGAAUCGGUGUCAUGGUUAUUUUUCUAAUGUUUCAAAUGUACUCAAUGAAAAUGCUUUCUUCUGUCAGACGAAACGUUGCUGAGAAAACUGAUUACAGGGUGUGUUUAAUGAAUGAUGUAAUCUGCGGUAUUCAUGCUAUCAAAAUGUAUACUUGGGAGGAACCGUAUCUGGAACUGAUACACAACGUUAGAAAACAAGAAUUGAACAAAGUAGUUACAAGUAACCAGAUUCGAGUUCUAAAUCUUGUUUUUAGAAUAUACAUCUCAAAAUUAUGUGUUUACUUAGCAGUAUUGGUAUCUACAUUGUUGGGAUUACGUUUAACGCCGCAGUACGUGUUCGUGAUGUUUAACAUUUAUGAAACAUUGAAAAUAACUACAACUUCACAGUUCCAACAUGCUGUAGGACAGGUUGCUGAAACAAAGAUUUCGAUUAAACGAAUCGAAUCGUACUUAUUGCACGACCACCAAACUUUUCCUUUAAUCAAAAACACAAAAACGCUCACUCCAAAUAUAGAUCCGAAUCUUAAAUUUAAACAAGAAAAGUAUCAGACCAAAAACGGAGUCUGUCUAAAAAAUGUUAGCAUCAAGUGGAAUUCCAGUUCUCCUAGUUUUAACUUAAAAGAUGUUCAUUUUGAAGCUUUACCCGGAGAGCUAGUUGCUGUAGCUGGUGCUACUGGUAGUGGAAAAUCGACACUACUUUAUUCAAUUUUGAAAGAAGUUGAUGUGCUUAAAGGCAAUAUUGAGGUGGAAGGAACGGUCUCUUAUACAUCACAAGAAGCUUGGAUUUUCUCAGCAAGUAUUAAACAAAAUAUUCUCUUCGGUGAAGAUUUCGACAGACAAAAAUAUCUCAAAGUACUUAACGUCUGUGCUCUUGAACACGACCUAGCCCUUUUUGCGCACGGUGACCAAACACGCGUUGGUGAAAGAGGGGUUAUGUUGAGUGGUGGUCAAAAGGCUAGAAUCAGUUUAGCAAGAGCUGUGUACAGAGAUGCUGAUAUUUAUUUGCUUGAUGAUCCAUUGUCAGCAGUGGAUGCUCAAGUAGCACAUCAUAUUUUUAAUGACUGUAUUUGUGGCUAUCUGAAAACCAAAUGUGUAAUUUUGGUGACGCAUCAGAUACAAUAUUUAAAUCGUGUAGACAAAGUAUAUUUUAUUGAGUCACAAACAAUUUAUAAGUGUAAUGAAGACACGAAUUUUGCAAAUUUUGGAAAAUAUUUUGUUGAUGAAGUUUCAAAGUCGGAAAAAACAACACCUAAAUCCUUGGAGCUACAUCAACUUCAAGUUGAAACUAAAGAGCACCGAAGUUCUGAUACCACGUUAAGAAAAGCCUACAAAGAUUACGUUAGUGCAGGAAAUUUUUUGUUUACUUCUGUUGUGUUUGGUUUUUUCUUGUUAAGUUUAGGGAUAAAUAUUGCAGUUGAUUAUUUUAUCACAUUAUGGGUCGAUUCAGAGCAAGGAGCUACCAACACAAGUUCAAACUGGUUAAAAUUACUCGACAAAAAUUAUUAUUUAUACAUAUAUACGGCUCUAGUGUUGCUUUUAACACUGUCGUCACAUGGUUUUUCUUGCUUGUUCGUAACGUGGUGCAAAUCAAUUUCAAUCAACUUGCAUAACAUUAUGUUACAAAGGAUUGUCAAUGCAACUGUAACAUUCUUCAAUCGGCAUUCUUCUGGUCGAAUUCUUAAUCGUUUCACCAAUGAUGUAGCAACCAUUGACGAUAUUAUUCCAGUGACUUUUAUGACUUUACUAACGAGCCUUAAUGUUAUAUUAAGUGUAAUUUGUCUUAUUAUUUUGUCAAAUUACUGGAUCGUUUUUCCUGUAGUUUUGGUUAUUCUAAUAACGAUAGGUUUUAAAAUGAUAUUUCAGCACACUAGUCGCAGCCUAAAAAGAACAGAGGCAGUAGCUCGAAGUGCAGCACUUACACAUUUGUCGGCAUCUUUACAAGGUUUGCCGAUAAUAAGAGCUUUCGGACUCGAAAGUAAAAUGGUAGAUGAAUUUGAUCAUCACGAAAGCCUCCACAGUUCAGCCUAUUAUUUAUUUACGGCAACAUUCUCCGCAUUUGGCUUCUGGACGGAUCUUGUUUGCUCCUUAUUCAACACUCUAGUAAUUUUUAGUUUCUUCUUUCUAAAAGUUGAUUCUUCUGUGGGUUUCGUUGGGUUGACCAUAACACAGUCUAUGGUGUUAGUACGACUAGUUCAGUAUACUUUAAAAAACUGGGGAGAUCUUGAAGCAAGAAUGGUUGCAGUGGAACGAAUAAAGGAAUAUACAGAAAUAGAAACAGAAAAUAACGAUGGAGUUGUAAAAGUAACCCAAGAGUGGCCAAUGACUGGCAAACUAUCAUUAAUUUCAGUUUCUCUACGAUAUUCUCCCGAUACUCCCUUUGUCUUGAAGAAUAUCUCUUUCGAAAUUAAACACGGAGAAAAAAUUGGAAUUGUUGGCAGAACCGGUGCUGGCAAAACCUCACUCACGUCAGUGCUUUUCCGAUUGUUUCGCUAUGAAGGAGAUGUUUUUAUCGACGGAGUUGACACUAAAACCAUACCUUUAAACGUUCUUCGUUCUGCAAUUACCAUAAUCCCCCAAAACCCGGUUUUAUUUUUGGGUACUGUGCGCAAAAAUAUAGACCCUUUUGACAGUUACACCGAUGACGAAAUUUGGAGUUGUUUGGAAGAAUUAGAACUGAAAGAAAUGGUUUCUAAAUUGCUAAAUGGCUUAGAAAGUCAAAUUUCCGAGAGGGGCACAAAUUUUAGUUUCGGUCAAAAACAGUUGCUGUGUCUUGUUAGAGCCAUGUUGAGAAAUAAUAAAUUAAUCGUGCUGGAUGAAGCUACAGCCAAUGUCGAUUUAAAGACGGACGAACUAAUUCAGUCCGUUAUUAGACGGAAAUUUGGAAAUUGUACCGUGUUGACUAUAGCGCAUCGUAUAAACACGGUCAUAGAUUCUGACAGAAUUUUGGUCCUCGAUGAUGGUGUAAUUGUGGAAUUUGAUCAUCCUUUUCAGCUGUUGCAAAACACGAAAGGCUUUUUUUAUGAAUAUAUUAAACAAUAUGGAAGUGUAGUGGUGUCGGAGUUUAAGGCAAGUGCUGAAGAUAAUUACAGACAACUAAAAGCUGCUUCAACUUUAAUAGAAUGAUGAAGGAUGA